CUACGAAGUCCCGCUGCCGAUCCCAGUAGUUCUUGGGAAAUGGAGUCCAAGCUGCCUCAAAGCUUAACGUCCCGAGUUACCUUGAGACUCCAUUCCCCAGCAGGCUCAGCGUGUAGCGUGCGCUAUGGAGCCGCAAGUCGCAGAGCUGAAGCAGAAGAUUGAGGACACGUUGUGCCCUUUUGGCUUUGAGGUUUACCCCUUCCAGGUGGCAUGGUACAACGCACUCCUGCCUCCAGCCUUCCACCUGCCCCUGCCAGGACCUACCCUGGCCUUCCUGGUACUCAGCACACCUGCCAUGUUUGACCGGGCCCUCAAGCCCUUCCUGCAGAGCUGCCACCUCCAACCACUGACUGACCCUGUGGACCAGUGUGUGGCCUACCACCUGGGCCGUGUUAGAGAGAGCCUCCCAGAGAUGCAAGUAGAAAUCAUCGCUGACUACGAGGUACACCCGAACCGGCGCCCCAAGAUUCUGGCCCAGACAGCAGCCCAUGUGGCAGGAGCAGCUUAUUACUACCAACGACAAGAUGUGGAGUCUGACCCCUGGGGAACCCAGCACAUAUCAGGUGUGUGCAUACAUCCCAGAUUUGGGGGCUGGUUUGCCAUCCGAGGCGUGGUGCUGCUGCGAGGAAUAGAGGUGCCGGAUCUGCCACCCACAAAGCCCCUCGACUGUGUACCUGCAAGAGCUGACCGGAUCACCCUGCUUGAACGCUUCAACUUCCAUUGGCGUGACUGGACUUACCGGGAUGCUGUGCCACCUCAGGAGUGCUACUCAGAAGAGCAGAAGGCCUACUUUUCCACUCCGCCUGCCCAACGCUUGGCCUUAUUGGGCUUGGCCCAGACCUCAGAGGAGCCUAGCUCUACAUCCCAAGAGCUUCACUUUACCACAUUCAUACCCAGGAAGCCUCAGAAUCCCAGCAGAGGCUGGCUCAGCCCCAGGGUCUCACCACCUGUAUCCCCUGGCCCUUGAUACCCUCCCCUCCCCUGUGGGAUCCUCAUUUAUGACAGUGGCACCUGCUGGAACUUAUUUGGCUAGACAAGGUUUUAUUGGGUACAAGAUGAUCAUUUAUGAUAAAGAAUUAUAAUAGAGAUCUUAAAUGAAGAUAACAGGGCUUAAAGAAGUUUGGUCAAAAGACCAAAGCAGAUCCAGACUUGCCACCUGCCUUAGAAUACGGGAUUAUUACCUGUUACCAUUUCUCUGCAGUGCUUCAAGAUGCUGCUGCUUGUUACAGGGCUUAAGAAGCAACUAUCCCCUAAAUAACGGUACCUGCCUCAGAGGGUUAUUAUGGAGACUGAAUAAAUAUGAAAUAGUGCCUGGCAUAUAAUAAGCUAUUAUUAAAGGCCCCAGGAAUCCUAUACUGCUGCUCACAGUUCUUGCUUGUCUGAAUAUUAGAGGGGUGGGUAGGCUGGGGUAGCCGUGUCUGGAAGGUGUCUAGAAGGACACCACAUGAUAUACAGAAGGAUUCUCAUUCCUGAAUCUGCCCUAGCCUCAAGAGCCCAGGAGGAAUCCACCUUUGCCCCACUGACAACCCUCCCUCAGGACAAUGAUAUGAGGAUAAGAACUACCCUUAAAUCAAGGACAGAAACCCAGGGAAGCCAAGAGGUGCUCAGCACUGUGCUUUUGACAUAGAAAGCCUACCCUAUGAACACCAGCGCUGUGUUUGUCUCCCCCUCCCCCUUUUAGUUCCAAAGGUACUGAAGCCUCUAACUCUGAUCUUUUUACAGAAUCAGUACCAGGCAUUUAUCAGAAGAGGCCAAGUUUCAGGUUUUCAUACAGCCCUCCCAGUAGUGUAAAAGUAAAUGUCAGUAAUCUCAUUGGGCUCUUUAACCUGCAACCCAGCCUACAGCAUAAAUUGCAGUGCCUUGGCCAGUAUUAUAGUAGGCCUUGCUCUUCUCCAGAUAUGGUGAAAUGAAACACCUUGCUUCGAGGUCCAUUCUCUGUAUCUACUUGCAUUUCCCCUCAAUAUAAUUUCCUGAU
Messenger RNA from Physeter macrocephalus (sperm whale), 1975 nucleotides. RefSeq names its product metabolism of cobalamin associated C (gene MMACHC). The record is from RefSeq and is a predicted model, not a curated record. The transcript has 4 exons. Bases 125 to 967 code for a protein of 280 amino acids. Gene Ontology annotation, molecular function: FAD binding; demethylase activity; cyanocobalamin reductase (cyanide-eliminating) (NADP+) activity. Gene Ontology annotation, biological process: cobalamin metabolic process. Gene Ontology annotation, cellular component: cytoplasm. Lineage: Eukaryota; Metazoa; Chordata; Mammalia; Artiodactyla; Physeteridae.